Molecule: messenger RNA, 225 nt
Organism: Fusarium venenatum
Lineage: Eukaryota; Fungi; Ascomycota; Sordariomycetes; Hypocreales; Nectriaceae
Source: RefSeq, a predicted model, not a curated record
AUGAAUGGACGCAAAUUGCGCUGGAGACGAGCUCUCUCUAGAGGACUGGAUCACCUUGUAGAAGAUCAAGUCCUUCUUGGAGAAGCUGAAGAUGACGACCAAAGCUCUCGAGUCAUCAUUUGCAACACUCGACAAUGUCCUCUUGGCGAUGGACUUCGUAUUGGCACAAUUCGAAGCCGGCAAGGAUGCAGCUAUCGACGAUGUGGUGAUGACACUGAUGUAUAA